AUGCGUGAGGGCACGUCCGACCAAAGAGGCGGAGCCAACGCGACUGCCGCGGCUGAGCCAGGCGUCGCCGUGACCCUCGUUUUCCAGGAGAAGUCGGCGGUCUUUGGAUGGGCAGAUGGGACUGCAGCGAAAGAGUUUGGAGAGCAGCUACGUUCUGCGGUCCGACAUCUGACAGGUCUCUCUUCGCUUUCAGAGUUAGAAAUCUUGGCAGAUGCGGAUCCCCCAGUCCGCGUCACACCACGAGAUAUCUUUGAGCGCCGCUACCCGGAAGCAGCUCAGCAUCGCUUCCGGAUUGCCACACGAGGGGAUCUAGAGAACCGAGCCCCGGUUCCCAAAGCAUUGCCAGUAGCAGGAACAGGCAGAUCUGAAAAAGCAGAACACCUCCUGCUACCUCCGCAGCGGAAGGCACCCAGCGGUGCCAAGUUUCAGAAGGCCGGGGGAAGCCAGCUCCAAUUCCUGCAGAUGCUUGAGGGCAACAAGAACCCAAAGGCCCAGCUGGAUGAGGGCACUGUGCUCACCGCCCAGGAAGUUGCCAGGCCUCAACGGAAAGUUUCAACAACGCACAGCCUCACCCACGCGGAUGCCAGGCACGACCAAGUCGGAGACUGCUGGACAAUUUUCCAAGGGCGCGUCUACGAUGUGCGGGGCACGGCCGUGAUCAGUGAUAAGUCCUCGUACUCCAUUGGUUUGGCAGCCCAUGUUGUUGACAAGAUUUCGGCCUACAUUGACUACCACCCUGGCGGGAAGAAGCAGAUCAUGCAGGGAGUCGCAGUCUGA
This is a messenger RNA of Symbiodinium pilosum, 777 nucleotides long. Lineage: Eukaryota; Dinophyceae; Suessiales; Symbiodiniaceae. The record is from the annotation of a GenBank genome assembly.